Branchiostoma belcheri (Belcher's lancelet) is the source of this 5635-nucleotide messenger RNA. Its product is annotated as tyrosine-protein kinase ABL1-like. NCBI's taxonomy places the organism in Eukaryota, Metazoa, Chordata, Leptocardii, Amphioxiformes, Branchiostomatidae. Bases 195 to 3653 code for a protein of 1152 amino acids. Gene Ontology annotation, biological process: protein phosphorylation; regulation of apoptotic process. The record is from RefSeq and is a predicted model, not a curated record. The transcript has 12 exons. Gene Ontology annotation, molecular function: non-membrane spanning protein tyrosine kinase activity; protein binding; ATP binding.
CUGAUUCCCACCAGACCAAGAUGGCGACGGGCUGACAUUUCGUGCAGUUCUUGGAAUGUUGUCCGCCCCAUCUGUUGAUUUGUCGAGCGGUAGCCAAAUUCUUCAACCACCAACGACAAAAUCCUUCCGACUGUCAGCUGGGCGACCUUUGAGGCGGGGGAAUCCGAUGUAGGAGCGGUAAUUUCGCUCGGGAAAUGGGGCAAUCUCAGGGCAAAGAUGGAGGAGACGCUAGGAGACCGAGUUUGGGCUCGUUCGCCAACAAAGUUGGCAACUUCGGAAGGAGUCUGAAGGGGAAAGAACCCCGUGCCUACCCGUCUUUCAACGUCUUCGAAGAGCACAACGUCCACCAUGACGUCUUCUCACCUCCUCAGGGGCUCUUCCCAGUACAGGAACCCACAGAUGUAUCUGAGGUCCUGGCUAACCGCCCUCUGCCGGACACACCGCACCUCGGGGAACGCUGGACCUCACGGGAAAACCUCCUGUUCGGGCCGGAGCUGAACGACCCUCAGCUGUUCGUGGCGCUGUACGACUUCGUAGCAGGAGACACCAACCAGCUUAGUAUAGUUAAAGGCGAGCACCUGCACAUCCUGAGUUACAACGAGAGCGGGGAGUGGUGCGAGGCUCAGAACCGGAACAAGCAGCGCGGCUGGGUCCCCUCCAGCUACGUCACCCCGGCAACCAGCCUGGAGAGACACUCCUGGUACCACGGAGCCAUCUCACGCAACGCAGCGGAGUACAUACUCUCAUCAGGCAUCAACGGCAGCUUCCUGGUCAGGGAGAGCGAGAGCAGCCCGGGACAGCUGUCCAUCUCACUUAGAUAUGAGGGGAGGGUGUAUCACUACAGGAUCAACAACGCUUCAGAUGGAAAGGUCUAUGUCACAUCAGAAAGUAGGUUCAACACAUUAGCAGAGCUGGUCCACCACCACUCCCUGGACCCUGACGGCCUGAUCACGACAUUACGCUACCCCGCGCCCAAACGUAACAAGCCCACGGUGUACGGCCUGUCGCCCGAGCCCGACCACUGGGAGGUGGAGCGUACAGACAUCGCCAUGAAGCAGAAGCUGGGAGGGGGACAGUACGGGGAGGUGUACGAGGGAGUGUGGAAAAGGUACAGCAGGACUGUGGCUGUCAAGACGCUAAAGGAGGAGACGAUGGGUGUGGAGGAGUUCCUGAAAGAAGCUGCAGUGAUGAAGGACAUCAAACAUGCCAACUUGGUGCAACUGUUAGGAGUCUGCACCAGAGAGCCUCCGUUCUACAUCAUCACAGAGUUCAUGCCUAACGGAAACCUGCUGGACUACCUGCGCAACUGUGACAGGGAGGAGGUCAACGCAGUGGUCCUCAUGUACAUGGCCACACAGGUGGCAUCCGCAAUGAGCUACCUGGAGAAGAAAUACUUCAUUCACAGGGACCUGGCGGCGCGGAACUGCCUUGUUGGUGAGAGCCACCUGGUGAAGGUGGCAGACUUUGGUCUGUCCAGGCUGAUGACAGGUGACACGUACACGGCACACGCAGGGGCCAAGUUCCCCAUCAAGUGGACGGCACCAGAGAGUCUGGCGUACAACAAGUUCUCCAUCAAGUCUGAUGUCUGGGCGUUUGGAGUCCUACUGUGGGAGAUUGCGACAUACGGCAUGUCUCCGUACCCGGGGAUCGACCUGACUCAGGUGUACGAGAAACUGGAGCAGGGCUACAGGAUGGAGAGACCUGACGGCUGUCCUAGUGAUGUCUACGAACUCAUGCUCAAAUGCUGGCAGUGGAGACCAACAGAACGUCCAGACUUCAGGGAUAUCUACGAUGCCUUGAACACCAUGUACCAAAACUCCAACAUUAAUGAAGAAGUAGAGAAGGAGCUGGAACGAGCGCCGGACCUCCCCACCAAAGCUCGCAGCGUGAAGCGGGGGGACGACAGCAGUCCCAUCAUGCAACUGCACGGCGCCACGGAGCCAGGUACCUAUUCCAAGUCCCAGAAGACUCAAUCAGAGAAACAAUCACCACCGUUGCCUAAGAAACAAAGCAGCAACAAACACAAGGACAAAGACAAAGACAAAGACAGAGAACGGGACAAGAAGGAGGAGUCGUCCGGAAAGGAAGAAAAGUCGGGGAAAGAAGAGAGUCGCAUGAGCAAGGCCUUCAUCAACCUUCCUGCGCUGUGGAGACGCAGCAGCCGGAUGAAACGCCCGGCGCCCCAGCCUCCCAAGCGGAGCAGUUCCUUCAAGGACGAGGCCAUGCAGCAGCACAAGAACAACGACACCAACACGUACCCGCCGACGACCAACUCCCACCCGCUGUUCCACCGGCGGGAGGAGAAGAACGGGAUGUCGCAGAACUUCGAGAACCUGAACCAGGAGCUGAACGCGCACCUCUCCCAGACCAGCCGCAGCCUCGGCAACCUAACGGUCGACGCGGGAUCGUCGGGCGGUAAGUUCCCAAAGAAGGCGCUGCCGUUCCCGCAUGGCACGCGGGAGAAGACGAUGCACGCGAUGCACGCUGGCGGCAGGACAUCCAUGUCGUCUCUCGACAUCAGCGAGGACCGGGAGGCUCCGCCGGUUCCCAAUCCACACAUGUUGAAGUCCUCCUCUAGCACAGACUUUACCACGACGCUGCAGAAAACAGAGAGAUUUCGCGGGGACACGGACUCCCCCUCCCCUCCUGCUAGGAGGACGAAAGCCGAGAAGUCAGAACGGAAGUGGAACAAGAGCCCAACACACAGUAUUAAGAGCGUUAGCGGAGCGUUAGAGAGCUAUCAUAGGGACGAAUCACUCCAAGGUGCCAACCUCGCAAAGCACGAGAGGCCAAGAAAUCUCCUAACUCCUCCUCCAAGACUGCCCUCGCAAAAUAUACAUGUAGGCCCUUCAGAGAAAAAAUCAAGUCCCGAGUCAAAAGACAGCGAAGCGAAGGCAGACAAUGGACACAACGCCGUGUCCAAACCUGCAAAGAAGAAACCUGGCUACCUUAAGAAACCCGUGCACCUAGGCAAUCUCCACAUCACAGAGGAGGAUCUAAACGACAGAGGGAUGAGAGCAGAAAGAGCUGAGAGUACGGCAACUCCCCCUCCUACCCCUACUGGAGGGGUAAAACUGUUCCCUGGGAUGCCCCCACCUGUCAAAGGUGCUCAAGUUAACCCUGUGAUCAAACCACCAAGGACUUCCAAACUAACCUCGUCCGAUAGCGGCUACCAAACGUCGGAUUACAAGUCUACAACGGACAAACCCGUGAUAACGAGUCCUAAACCGUUACUGUCGACUCAUGGCGAUGGCCCGAGCUCCCCGUUAGGAUUUAAACCGCUCAUUCCCGCUAGAGUGUCGCUGAGGAAAAGACCGCUGGUGGAAAAGCCAUCAGAAGAAGUAACGAAGGAAUCCUUACUACAGAUGUCGGACAGUCUGCUACAAAAACUGACAAACACUAACCAUAAUUCCUACAUUGGGGAUGUGCAAGAGCUAGGACAGGACUACCUAAACGCCUGUUCGCACUACAUUGACAAUGUCCAACAACCGCACGCGAAAUUCGCCUUCCGCGAGGCAGUCAACAAGUUAGAAGGGUCCAUGCACGAGCUAAGACUCUCCCAAACAGCUACAAGCCAUCACCCCAAUCUGGACAAAGUCCUAGCAGAACUUAGAAGAACUACCAAGGAAAUCAGUGGCAUUGUGAAAAGAUAGUACAGUCAGUAUUCUUCCAUCCAUGCAUACUAAGGUGGCCAGUUCUCUUCCUUUGUAAGAAUCAUGUCUUCGUUGUUAUUCAUCGUCAGAAUUUAGUAAGAUGUUUACUCUUGUUGAGCAGUAUCAGAUUUUUUUUUUUUCACGCAGGUGGUUUUGAGUGUGGCAGUUGUAACAGUCCCGUAUAUUGUGCCUUGCCUGAGAUUUUACACCUUUUCUCUCUACAGAUGUAGUUUGAUACAUCACUAAACUCAUGGACUUUUACAAACAAGACGAUUAACAGGGUGUUCAGGACGUUAUCACUGCCACACCAAAUACCACGUAGAGAAAUUAUGGUUUAUAUGCAAACAAAGCUUGCCAAAUCUUGGUCCAUCCAUUUGUUAGGAUUUCUUAAAAUUUUGCAUAGAAUCCCUCAGUCCAUAAAGCAUUGGAUUAUAAUUAUGUGAUGUUCAAAUUUGGGCAAUGUUAGUCCUUGCAACAGGGAUAAGUCCCCAUCUCUAAUUGAAAACUUGUUUCCUUUUUUUCCGACUAGUAUUUUGGGGCAAUGCCAAUGGGGUUUCAGCAAUUUGUAUGUAUGUGGGACAUCAGUCUGUGUAAGAAGGAAUUCUUUGGUUGUGCAUAUCACUCCUGUAGCCAUAUCAUUGCCAAAAAUUACUUGUAUGUUUCCUAUCGCUCAUUCUUGUUAUGGCCUGGCACCCCUCUUUUUUUAAGUGGCAGUGACCUGACUUCUAUAGAGUCUGGUCUGUAUUUGGGUUAUGCCACUUUUACAAGAGGUAGCUAAGUUGUGCUUUUUUUGUAUUCAAGCCUGGGAGAACAGCAGUUUGGUUUAGAACAAGGUAGUUUAAUUUUCAUUCGUUAGUUAAGAUAUAAUUGAUUGCUUCCAGAAUGAAGCAAUGAAAAUUGUGGAGAAAUUUGAAUCAAGAAUGAAUCAUAAUGAUUGUUUUUAUUAUAAUCCACUUUUGUGCAAAUAUGGAAGUAUUGCAAGUUCCAUUUGUUGUUGUAAUUGUACAGUUAAUUUUUGUCCAUUCCAUGUUGUAGUUUACUUUUAUUCAAGGUUUACAAUAAUGCAAUAGACCAGGCAACACACUGACUUUUGUACUCUUCACUAGCUUGCCCAGAACAUUUGCACAGAAAUAGACAACAAAAUAGAAGUAUCAUGGUACACUCUUGAAAUCUGAGAUACAGAUUUAAAGACAUUGUUGACAUGUUUGGCUACAUAUACACACUCUUUUCUGUUGUUCAUUAUUUUUGUGACGAUUAUUUCUCAGGUGAUUGAAUAUUAUUUCAUAGUUAACAUGACUUAGCAUAAAGCAUAAAUAAAGGCACCACACACACAUGUAUCUAGCCAUGAAGCCACAGAUCAACAUUAAUACAUUGACGAAAGCUUCGCCACUUUCUUGCAUUUUGAUAAUACUAGUACUUGAGUGUAUGAGUGACAAGCGAUCACAGUAUUAUCAGAUAUUCGACCAAUGGGCUUUACCGAUUAUAGUCAUGUGACCAGUGCAGGUGCCAUUUGAGGUCACUGGUUAGUGUACAAAAGCGCCUCAUUGUGACACGGUCACAAAUUGCAGGACUUUGAAGGCCAAGUGUUAUAAUUCAGAAUCUUAUGUUGAAUUCAGAACAAAGACGGCAAGAGACAUUGUGGAACUAUUCAGUGUUCUAGAAUUGAUACUUCCAAGUCAUAUAGUAACCAGGGCUUGCCAACGUUUCAGUGGGUAGAAUUUCUAGAAAAAGACUUUAUGUAUCUAGGUACAUACAGGAGACAAAUAUGUGCCUAAGCAACCUUUAUCUGACAGGUGAGAGUUGGGGCUUGCUGUUGGUUUGGAGAAUACUGGCUAGUGUAAGAAGGAAGCUAUCCACACGUGUUAAAUCAUGGUCACCUGCAUUAUAUUGUGUAUUUGUACUUCCUGUACAGACCCCACAAAUGUAUCAUAGCUUUGUACCGGACCCUUGUACAGUCAAAUUAAAAUGCUCAUCAUUAUGAA